Messenger RNA from Fusarium coffeatum, 321 nucleotides. RefSeq lists its product as uncharacterized. The transcript has a single exon. The coding region runs from base 1 to 321 and encodes 106 amino acids. The record is from RefSeq and is a predicted model, not a curated record. Lineage: Eukaryota; Fungi; Ascomycota; Sordariomycetes; Hypocreales; Nectriaceae.
AUGUCCCAGGACCGAAGUCUGGGCACCAUGGCUAUAGCGAAGCGGUUCGAUAGCGACUCUUCUGAUGCCGAGAGCGUACGCCAGCCGUGGUGUCCCCCGCCCCCCACGGCGCCUGUCCGAGUCAAGAGGAAAGAGGUUGCGAAGCCUGUGCUACAACUUCCUCCUUUGCCUCCUGUUCCCGUAUCACCGGGACUCAUGAACGACAAUGGUCCCAAGAGCCCUCUCGAAAGAAUCUGGUCGAAACGCAAGACCAUUCUGGGCUGGUGGGAUCUUGAUCUGCUCGAGAAGAGACAGACACUCUUCGGAGGAAAAAGGGUCUAA